GGGAGGGGCUGGGCGGGGGGCUGGUGGCAGAGGCCGAUGGACUCGCGGGUAUCGGAGCUGUUCGGCGGCUGCUGCCGGCCGGGAGGGGGCCCAGCCGUGGGCGGAACCCUCAAGGCUAGGGGAGCCGGCGGCAGCAGCGGCUGCGGGGGCCCAAAGGGGAAGAAGAAGAACGGAAGGAACAGAGCGGCCAAAGCCAACAAUCCCCCGUACCUGCCCCCCGAGGCUGAAGAUGGAAACAUCGAAUAUAAACUGAAGCUAGUGAAUCCAUCCCAGUACCGCUUUGAGCACCUGGUGACACAGAUGAAAUGGCGGCUCCAGGAGGGCCGCGGUGAGGCCGUCUACCAGAUUGGGGUAGAGGACAAUGGGCUGCUGGUGGGGCUGGCUGAGGAGGAGAUGCGGGCCUCCCUCAAGACCCUGCACCGGAUGGCGGAGAAGGUCGGGGCCGACAUCACUGUUCUCCGGGAGCGAGAAGUAGAUUAUGAUAGCGACAUGCCCCGGAAGAUCACUGAGGUGUUGGUACGAAAGGUCCCUGACAACCAGCAGUUCCUAGACCUCCGUGUGGCCGUCCUGGGGAAUGUGGACUCAGGGAAGUCGACUCUGCUUGGAGUCCUGACCCAGGGAGAGCUGGACAAUGGGCGGGGCCGGGCUCGACUCAACCUUUUCCGCCACCUGCAUGAGAUUCAGUCUGGCCGAACCUCCAGCAUCAGCUUCGAGAUCCUGGGCUUUAACAGCAAGGGAGAGGUGGUGAAUUACAGUGACUCACGGACGGCAGAAGAGAUCUGUGAGAGCAGCUCCAAGAUGAUCACCUUCAUCGACCUGGCAGGCCACCACAAGUACCUACACACCACCAUCUUUGGCCUCACCUCAUACUGCCCUGACUGUGCCCUGCUCCUCGUCAGUGCUAACACUGGGAUUGCUGGCACCACCAGGGAACAUCUGGGGCUGGCCCUCGCCCUGAAAGUGCCCUUCUUCAUCGUGGUCAGCAAAGUGGACCUGUGUGCCAAGACCACAGUGGAGAGGACGGUACGGCAGCUAGAGCGGGUCCUCAAGCAGCCUGGUUGCCACAAGGUCCCCAUGCUGGUUACCUCCGAGGAUGAUGCCGUCACUGCUGCCCAGCAGUUUGCCCAGUCACCCAAUGUCACCCCUAUCUUCACACUGUCUAGCGUGUCUGGAGAGAGUCUGGACCUGCUCAAAGUCUUUCUGAAUAUCCUGCCACCACUCACCAAUAGCAAAGAGCAGGAGGAACUCAUGCAGCAGCUGACGGAGUUCCAGGUGGAUGAAAUCUACACGGUACCAGAGGUGGGGACAGUCGUUGGAGGGACACUUUCCAGAUUAGGCUUUCACCAUCCAGAGAGCUGGAGAAAGCUAGUCUGUUGGCUUAUGAGGGAAGAAACACUAUUGCUGCUUACUGGGAAUCUCCAGGCCCCUGAGGGAGAAGUGUGGGUCUUGGGCCCCAAGAAGAAAACUAGAAUAUAUUCAACUGACUUAAUCUCCAGUGGGAUUUGCCGUGAGGGGGACCAGCUGGUGGUGGGCCCCACGGACGAUGGCUGCUUCCUGGAGCUGAGAGUAUGCAGCAUCCAGCGCAACCGCUCCGCCUGUCGUGUGCUGCGAGCUGGUCAGGCUGCCACGUUGGCCCUCGGGGACUUUGAUCGUGCACUUCUUCGCAAGGGCAUGGUGAUGGUGAGCCCCGAGAUGAAUCCCACCAUCUGCUCAGUGUUCGAGGCAGAAAUAGUCCUACUAUUCCAUGCUACCACCUUCCGGCGAGGCUUCCAGGUGACAGUACAUGUGGGCAACGUACGUCAGACGGCAGUGGUGGAAAAGAUCCAUGCCAAGGACAAGCUGCGGACAGGGGAGAAGGCAGUGGUACGUUUCCGCUUCCUGAAACACCCAGAGUACCUGAAGGUGGGCGCCAAGCUGCUGUUCCGGGAGGGUGUCACCAAGGGCAUCGGCCAUGUCACUGAUGUGCAAGCCAUUGCAGCAGGAGAGGCCCAGGCCAACAUGGGCUUCUGAACUCCAGGCGGGCACAGCUCUAUUGCUGUCCCUACAAUAUAUAAGGUGACUUCUGGCCACGCUGCCCCACAUUGGCGGCUCUGUGUGUUAAUAGGCUAGGGAGAGAGGGGUGCUCCCUGCCACUUUUCUGGAGAGGUGCCAAGCUUAGUGUGGCCAGGAAGGGGCAGUCCUGAGGGAGAAGACAGAAUUCAGGGCAGUGCUCAGCAAUUGUGUCCACCUGGUUGGCCCAUCAACCCGGGCAACUCCAUGGCCUGUCCACUGGAGGGAGCUGACUGCUGCCACCUCGGCCCCACUGUCAGGACUGGGCCGGUGUGGUCCCUGCACUUCAGGAAUUGUCACAACAACUGGGGGUGGUCCUCGGAAGCACUCCUUUUUCUAUACCUCUUCUCAAGACCAUGUAAGUUGCCCAUCUCUGCCUGACUGUGGACAAAGACAUCUGCUCCUGGCCAUCUGGUGGCCCAGGAUCUGAAGAAAUGGCACAGGGACAGUGAAUGGCUGUGCUCCCACCCUGUGCUGAGACAUGAGGCCCGUUCUUCAGCUUUAUCCCCCUUCCCUUCUUCACUCAAGGGCCAUUUCCCCAGUUUGUCCUCCCAUAGGCCCCACUGGUGCUAUUUGUUGUGCUGGCCCAGGCGUGGGGCUGUCGAGCGGAGGCUCGGCAUACCGAAGGUCAGCUGCACGUUAAUCAGUCUUGUCCUCCCCUUUGCAGUGACCUGUUGGUUUUAAUGCUGGAUCAAACAGUAUGUUUUCCUCUCCCAGACUGGUGGUGGCUGGGGACCUGACCCACAGCUCCCCAUCCUGCCACCCUCACCCCCCUUCCUGCUCCCAUGUAAGUCCUCUCAUUUUAGUAAUUUGCAGUGACCAUCCCUUUCCCUCUGUUGCAGGGAACCUAGAGGAAAGGGAAAGAUGUUGCCAUAUUUCUACUUUUUAGGGCAUGGACUCCCUCCUUUCCUUUUGUUAGUGUCCUGGGUUCCCAUGGACUCAGGGAUUUGGUGGUUGAGGUUUCUCUGCAUAUAAAUAUAUAUAUAUUUAAAUACACAUAUAUAUAUUGUACAGAAUAAAAAUGUUUUAUUGAA
Molecule: messenger RNA, 3083 nt
Organism: Diceros bicornis minor
Lineage: Eukaryota; Metazoa; Chordata; Mammalia; Perissodactyla; Rhinocerotidae
Gene: GTPBP2
Product: GTP binding protein 2
Exons: 13
Coding region: 37-2010 (657 amino acids)
Biological process (GO): translational elongation
Molecular function (GO): GTPase activity; GTP binding; translation elongation factor activity
Source: RefSeq, a predicted model, not a curated record